ACCGGACCCCCCCUCCCCGUGCCCGGCGACGCCCCCGGCCCCAUGCAAUCCCGGCUCCUGCUCCUCGGGGCCCCGGGCGGCCACGGAGGCCCAGCUGCGCGGCGCGUGAGGCUGCUCCUGGGGCAGGUGGUGCGGCGCUCGGAGGUCAAGCUGCUGCACGCCGGGGCGGGGGCCGACACAGGUGAUACAGUUAAUAUUGGAGAUGUAUCUUACAAGUUGAAAACGCCUAAGAGCCCGGAACUUGUGCCACAGAACUACUUUUCAGACUCUCUGGCUCAAUCAGUAAUUCAACAUCUAAGAUGGAUAAUGCAGAAGGAUCUUUUGGGGCAAGAUGUCUUUCUAAUAGGACCUCCUGGGCCUCUUCGCCGCUCUAUUGCUAUGCAGUACCUGGAGUUGACCAAACGGGAGGUUGAAUACAUCGCCUUAUCAAGAGACACCACCGAAACUGAUCUCAAACAGCGUCGAGAGAUCCGCGCAGGCACGGCUUUUUACAUCGAUCAGUGUGCAGUUCGUGCAGCCACAGAAGGUAGAACUCUCGUUUUGGAAGGCUUGGAGAAGGUGGAGAGGAAUGUUCUUCCUGUUUUGAACAACUUGCUGGAAAAUAGGGAGAUGCAGCUUGAAGAUGGACGCUUCCUGAUGUCUGCUGAGCGUUACGACAAACUUCUCCAAAAUCAUACCAAAACAGAAUUGGAUGCUUGGAAGAUUGUCCGAGUUAGUGAAGAUUUCCGAGUGAUCGCCUUGGGCUUGCCAGUACCUAGGUACUCUGGGAAUCCAUUAGAUCCCCCGCUCCGAUCUCGAUUUCAAGCCAGAGAUAUUUAUUAUCUACCCUUCCAGGACCAACUUAAACUGUUGUAUUCAGUUGGAGCCAAUGUUUCUGCUGAGAAAAUUUCUCAACUCUUAUCCUUUGCCACCACUCUCUGUUCCCAAGAAUCUUCUGCUCUUGGACUUCCAGAUUUUCCUUUAGAUAGUUUACCAGCUGCAGUUCAAAUCCUGGAUUCCUUUCCUAUGAUGUCCAUCGAACGUGCAAUCCGGUGGCUUUACCCAUACACUGUUUUACUAGGACAUGAAGGGAAGAUGGCUGUGGAAGUUGUUUUAAAACGCUUUGAACUCCAAGAUUCAAGAAGCUCUCUGCUUCCUGAAGAGGUUGUGAGAGUGGAGAAGAUGACUGAAAACCAUGUCUUCCAAGCUUCUGUGACCAUCCGGAUUGCAGAAAAAGAGGUGACCAUUAAGGUGCCAGCUGGAACCAGGCCAUUAAGUCAACCUUGCACAUCAGACCGUUUUAUACAAACUUUAAGCCAUAAACAGCUACUGGCUGAAAUGAUGCAGUCUCACAUGGUUAAGGACAUAUGUCUAAUUGGAGGAAAAGGUUGUGGAAAAACAGUCAUCGCUAAGAACUUUGCAGAUACCUUAGGAUACAAUAUAGAACCUAUCAUGCUCUAUCAGGAUAUGACAGCACGUGAGUUGCUACAGCAGAGAUACACGCUUCCAAAUGGAGACACUGCCUGGCGGUCCUCACCCCUAGUAAAUGCUGCUCUGGAAGGGAAGCUGGUCCUCUUGGAUGGCAUUCACAGAGUCAAUGCUGGUACAUUCGCUGUAUUACAAAGAUUGAUCCAUGACCGAGAGCUAAGCCUCUAUGAUGGCUCUAGGCUGCUGAGAGAAGACCGGUAUAUGCGUUUAAAGGAGGAGCUGCAAAUGUCUGAUGAGCAGCUACAGAAGAGAUCGAUUUUUCCUGUCCACCCCUCCUUCAGAAUCAUUGCCUUAGCAGAACCCCCUGUUACUGGAAGCACGGCACAGCAGUGGCUGGGACCAGAAUUCUUAACCAUGUUCUUUUUCCAUUACAUGAAACCACUUGUCAAAAGUGAAGAAAUCCAAGUGAUUAAGGAAAUGGUCCCAAAUAUGCCUCAGGAAGCUUUGGACAAAUUGUUAUCAUUUACACACAAACUCAGAGAGACACAGGAUCCAACAGCGCAGUCAUUGGCAGCAUCCCUUUCUACCAGACAGCUGUUGAGGAUUUCUCGUCGGCUGUCACAGUACCCUAACGAAAAUCUUCACAGUGCUGUCACUAAAGCCUGUCUUUCCAGGUUUUUACCAAGCCUUGCAAGGUCAGCAUUAGAGAAAAAUCUGGCAGAUGCUACAAUAGAAAUAAGUACUGACAAUAACCUGGAGCCAGAAUUGGAGGAUUACAAAUGUGAAGUCACAUCUGGAUCUCUGAGGAUUGGAGCUGUUAGUGCACCGAUCUAUAAUGCCCAUGAGAAAAUGAAAGUGCCUGAUGUUCUGUUCUAUGACAACAUCCAGCACAUGAUAGUGAUGGAAGAUAUGCUCAAAGACUUUCUUCUUGGAGAACACCUAUUAUUGGUUGGGAACCAGGGCGUAGGAAAGAACAAGAUUGUUGAUAGAUUCCUUCACCUGCUCAACAGACCUCGAGAAUAUAUCCAGCUGCACAGGGACACCACGGUCCAGACCCUUACUCUUCAGCCUUCUGUUAAAGAUGGACUUAUUGUGUAUGAAGACUCACCUUUGGUUAAAGCAGUAAAAUUGGGUCAUGUUCUGGUAGUAGAUGAAGCAGACAAAGCCCCAACAAAUGUCACCUGUAUUUUAAAAACUCUAGUAGAAAAUGGAGAAAUGAUUCUAGCAGAUGGAAGGCGCAUUGUUGCAAAUUCUGCAUUAGUCAAUGGAAGAGAAAAUGUUGUUGUGAUCCAUCCUGACUUUAGGAUGAUCGUUCUGGCCAACAGACCUGGAUUUCCUUUCCUAGGCAAUGAUUUCUUCGGCACCUUAGGUGAUAUUUUUAGCUGCCAUGCAGUUGAUAAUCCCAAACCCCACUCGGAGCUCAAGAUGCUCAGGCAGUAUGGCCCCAAUGUGCCCGAGCCCAUCCUUCAGAAGCUCGUGGCUGCCUUUGGAGAGCUGAGGAGUUUAGCUGACCAGGGCAUUAUUAACUAUCCUUAUUCUACCAGAGAAGUUGUCAACAUAGUCAAGCAUUUACAGAAAUUUCCCGCUGAAGGUCUCUCCAGUGUGGUUAGGAAUGUGUUUGACUUUGAUUCCUACAACAACGACAUGCGGGAGAUUUUGAUUAACACUUUACACAAAUACGGGAUACCUAUUGGAGCAAAACCUACCAGUGUGCAGCUGGCAAAGGAGUUGCCUUUGCCACAGCAGACCUUCAUGGGCUAUUGGACAAUUGGUCAGUCAAGAAAUGGAAUGCAAAAACUAUUGUGUCCAGCAGAAACUCAUCGUAUAGAUGUAAAGGGUCCAGCACUUAUAAACAUACAGGAGUAUCCAAUAGAAAGACAUGAAGGAAGAUCCCAAACCUUUACUGAAGAAUGUGCCUCCUGGAAGUUACCAUUGGAUGAAAUUAACUUAAUCUGCGACAUCGCUACAUCACAUGAAAAUGAGGAAAAUACUCUCUAUGUAGUUGCAUGCAAUCCCGUUUCCUUAUACUUUAUGAAUAUGACUGGGAAAAGCGGCUACUUUGUGGACCUUUUUGACAUCUUCCCAAGAGCGGCCAGUGGAGUCUGGCACCCAUUUGUGACAGUGGCGCCGCUGGGAAAUCCCCUCAAGGGUCAAGUGAUUCUCCAUGAGCAGCAGAGCAAUGUCAUCCUGUUGUUGGAUACCACUAGCCAAGCCCUUCAUCGUCUCAUCUUACCUUCAGAAGAGUUUACACUUAAGAAAACUUCCUGGUGGAACAAGGAGGAAGCUGAAACUUACAAAAUGUGUAAAGAAUUUGCACACAAAAACUGGCUAGUAUUCUACAAAGAAAAAGGGAACACCCUGGCUGUGCUGGAUGUUCUAGAAGGGCGAACUCACACCAUCUCACUUCCCAUCAACCUCCAGACAGUUUUUCUCGUAGCAGAAGACAAAUGGCUUCUGGUGGAGAGCAAAACACAUCAGAAAUAUCUUUUAACUAAGCCUGCACACAUCGAAUCUGAGGACAGUAGGGUUUGCCAGUUGUAUGUGCUGAAAGAGGAGCUGCCUAGCACAGGGUUUGGAGUCACACAAGAAACAGACUUCAGCAUACCUCAUAAAAUUUCAAGUCAUCAACUAUCAUCUGAAAAUCUGAGUUCAGCUGUGGGACAAAAGAUUGCCUCUCCUAACCGAAUUCUUGCAGAUGAGAAUAGUUAUGCUACAGUCGUUGUUGGUUUCCCAGAUCUCAUGUCACCUAGUGAAGUUUAUUCUUGGAAAAGGCCAACGUCUUUGCAUAAAUCGAGGGUCACUGAUACAUUCUAUGGAGGGAAGAAGAAAAUUGGAACUCCAAAGCAGAGCAAUUGUGUGACGCUUUUGGAUACUAAUCAGAUAGUCAGGAUUUUGCCCCCAGGAGAAGUCCCUCUAAAAGAUAUCUACCCAAGAGAUGUUAUCCCUCCACAAACAGCUGGUUAUAUAGAAGUCACUGAUCUCCAAUCAAAGAGACUCCGAUACAUCCCUAUUCCUGGAUCAGACUCUCUCUCACCAUAUACCACGUGGCUAUCUACUAUCUCGGACACAGAUGCACUGCUGGCUGAGUGGGGCAAAGGUGGCGUUGUCACUGUUGACAUGGGAGGUCGCAUCCGGCUUUGGGAAACUGGACUGGAACAUCUGCAGCGGUCACUCAUGGAAUGGAGAAACAUGAUUGGACAAGAAGGUGACAGACUUAUGCAGAUAACAAUCAACAGAGAGAGCGGUGAAGACGUGAGUUCCCCCAAACACGGCAAGGAGGACCCAGACAACAUGCCGCAUGUGGGCGGCAAUACUUGGGCUGGCGGCACAGGGGGAAGAGACACUGCAGGUCUGGGCGGCAAAGGAGGUCCUUACCGGCUGGAUGCAGGCCACGCCGUGUACCAGGUCUCUGAGGCUGAGAAAGAUGCAGUUCCUGAGGAAGUGAAGAGAGCUGCGAGAGAGAUGGGCCAGAGAGCGUUUCAGCAGAGGUUAAAGGAGAUCCAAAUGAGUGAAUACGAUGCUGCAACCUAUGAAAGGUUUUCAGGGGCUGUUCGACGGCAGGUGCACUCCCUCCGAAUUAUCCUGGAUAAUUUACAGGCUAAAGGUAAAGAAAGACAGUGGCUAAGACACCAAGCUACUGGGGAACUAGAUGAUGCCAAGAUCAUUGAUGGGCUGACUGGAGAAAAAGCCAUCUACAAACGCCGGGGUGAGCUGGAGCCACAACUGGGCAGCCCCCAACAGAAACCCAAGCGCCUGCGUCUGGUGGUGGACGUGUCCGGCAGCAUGUACCGCUUUAAUGGGGUGGAUGGCCGGCUUGAGCGCUCGAUGGAAGCCGUGUGUAUGGUCAUGGAGGCCUUUGAGAGCUAUGAGGAGAAGUUCAAGUAUGACAUCGCUGGACACUCUGGAGAUGGCUACAACAUUGCUCUAGUUCCAAUUAACAAAAUCCCCAAGGACGAUAAGCAAAGACUGGAAAUUCUCAGGACGAUGCACGCCCACGCUCAGUUCUGCAUGAGUGGGGACCACACAUUAGAGGGGACGGAACACGCCAUCAAGGAAAUCGUCAAAGAAGAAGCUGACGAGUACUUUGUCAUUGUCUUAAGUGAUGCCAACCUGUCACGCUAUGGAAUACAUCCUGCCAAGUUUGCCCAGAUCCUGACAAGCAACCCUCAAGUAAAUGCUUUUGCCAUUUUUAUUGGAUCUUUAGGUGAUCAAGCAGCCAGGAUUGCAGAGUACGGCUAAGAACAGACUUAAUAUCACGUAAUUACAGUCACUUUAUUACAACUGAAUUUGCAUUUUUUCUCCGUUGUGUGUGUAAGCCUCUUCAAGGACUUCCGUGUCCUCAAACGUAAACCAUGCCUUUCCACUCAGGUUGUCUUCAGGACGAGCCCAGGAUGAACCAAACGGCAAGCUCAACAAAUAUUGGUUGAGCUGAAAGAGCUGUUUUGUCUUUCUAGUGAACAGAUCCUGUUUGAAUACUUAAGAAAACACAAUAAUACCCUUGUGGUUUCCUAGGGAAAUGAUCCAACAUCCACUGGCAAAAGAUAUGUUGCAGAAUUAGCUGGUCUACUGGGCAUGCCAAAUGUAUGAUACUACACAGGAUGGUGGACUUUUAUUAAAUGUCAUUCCAAAACCAAACUUUGUUGGCACAGUGAAAGGAGGCGUUCUUUUGGGUAGAACUGUGUCUUGUACUUAUAUUGCCUCCAAAAAUGUCCCUUUGUUCCAAAUGAUAAAUUGGCAUUUUAAAAAAUUAUCAUAAUCCUGUAUAACCUCAGUGUCAUCAAAACAGCAAUUGCAUAAGUCAGAUUACAUUUCACAUUGUAUGAUGUGGGGCAAAAAAGAGAGAGAGAGAACGUGUGAGAGAGAGGAAGAGAGAAAGAACCACUUGAGGUUUGGCUGGGCAGCGUUUUUCAAGACCUGUUUUCUAAGGCAGGAAAAGCAGUUAGAAGUACAGGGUGAGGCCAACACGUUCAGUGGAUCCAGGUGAGCUAGUCCCAGAUUGGUCCCUAGGGCUCCGUUCUGUCCAGGGAACAUAAAAAUACCAGGAAACUACAGUAAUAAAAAGGAGAGAAUUUUUUCUUUGCAAAUUCGCUGAUUUUGUCACUGAAAAGACCUUUCUUUCGGUUCAGUGCUUUCAGUGUGCCUCUCCCUGGAGCUGUUGUUGCCUAGUGACAGCGGGUUCCACUGCAGGCAGGGGCAAGGUAUUAAAGAGUGAAAACUUCCCUUCCUAAGAAACCAUUCGGAUGCUGAGGUUUGCAGGGGCAGGAGGUGGAAGGGGAGCCCUGAUUUGCAAUGGUAAUUUUCUUUCCCCAUCCAUCCUGACAGGCUUCAGAGAACUCUACCAGCUGGCCGGUCUUUCGUUGCCAUGGAUACCAAGGACAUCCCUCAGAUUCUACAACAGAUUUUCACCUCCACCAUGCUGUCCAGUGUUUAAGAAGUGGCCUUUAUCAUCCCGAUGACCCUGGGAUUUGAAAUAAGCUAGGAAGAAAGAGUAUUCUGAAGAAAAGAAGAGGUCUAUAAAGUGCCCCUGAGUGAUGACUGGCUAAUUCUGGCAUUCCCAGGCUUUCCUGCGCUUGCUAAGUAAUCAGAGUUCAGCGAAGCAACCAGAGCGGGGCCUGUGCAUGGAAAUCUACAACCAUUGAUGGGUUUACAAAUCAUUAGAGGAAGCGAGUUGACCUGCAUUAUACAAAAGGUCAGGGUUAAGGGAAGGUGGUUUGAGAACUAUGGUGCGUGGUCUAUUUCCAAAAACCUGAGGGAAAGAGUACCUUGCUUUUGCCUUAACACAGCACCUGGUCACCUAGGAUAACAAAAGUGACCCCAGCAAACUAAGCCUUUGAUGCCACAUUCUGACACUGGAAUACAAGUCUGUGCAAACUCACCCAACCAGCUCCUCUUCAAUAAUUAUUUUUAUUUUCUCCUCCACCCUGUACUGCCCAACAAACAAUGACUUUACAGUAUUUAACCCACUGAAAAGUCCUUUCAACGGCAAUAUUCUAUGAAAGGUUGGGUUUUCUCAAUAAUUUCAUUUUCUUAGCCAAAACCGAAAGGAAUCAAAAGAUCCUUGGAUUGCUUCCUUUCCCACGUGACUUUUAAAAGGCUUUUUAAAUAAUAAGGAGCAAAUGUCCUAUUCUCCGUGCUGCUGAGAUUGGAGGGAUGUCUUGCCUUAAGUUUCCUGUUUCUUCUUCUUCUUUAAUGCUCCUCAGAAGUUUCACACUCCUCCGUUUUGGUGUCCAAAAUGUAAUGCUCAAAAUAACAAAUGCUUAUGUUUUUACAUAAAGCAAAGUGAAAACAAGGCAGUAUGUUUGAACUGAAUGGUAAUGAGCUUUCUUUAGCUAUAAAUAUAUAUAUAUAUUUAAGCCUCAUUCUUUUUUUUUAUUCCCAUUCUCUCUUGGGCUGACCUUUACUUAUCAAUAGACUCGAUGUCAGUUUUUUUUUUUAAUCAAAUGCUCCAGCAGAAGUCAGUCUCUUUCCAACCAUAUAAUAAAAGUUUCUCUUCACCUUUGAUGGUAAAGUCCGAAAUGCUAGGGGCACCAUUGUGUCUGUGCUUUCAUAAGACAAGUUGGAAAAAUUAGUCUUGUUAAUAAUGGUAAGUUAUUCACCCAUACAUAGUGGGAAUUGUACGAUUCAUUUUACUUUCAUUAUAGGAAAGAAAAAUAGAUGACACACAUUUGUUUCACCAAUCCAUCUCCCUAUCAAAGAAAUAAAAGCAAUCAGAUUUCCAGCGCAGUAUUGCCCAGCAAGUUUGCGUGGCUUGUCUUGUUUCUCUAGACAGACGCUUGCUUUGUGUACUGAAUCAUCCAAUGAUGCAAACAAUUUCAAUCCAAGAAGUAUCUUUAAAAAUGCAAUAGCAGGGCUUCCCUGGUGGCGCAGUGGUUAAGAAUCCGCCUGCCAACGCAGGGGACAUGGGUUCGUGCCCUGUUCCGGGAAGAUCCCACAUGCCGCGGAGCAACUAAGCCCGUGCGCCACAGCUACUGAGCCUGCGCUCUAGAGCCUGCGAGCCACAGCUACUGAAGCCCACGCGCCUAGAGCCUGUGCUCUGCAACAAGAGAAGCCACCGCAAUGAUAAGCCCCUGCACCGCAGCGAAGAGUAGCGCCCACUCGCCCCAACUAGAGAAAGCCCAUGCGCAGCAACAAAGACCCAGCUCAGCCAAAAAUAAAUAAAAUAAAAAUUAAUUUUAAAAAAAUGCAGUUGCAUUAAUAACAAUAAUGAUAAGAACGGCAGCUAGCAUUUACUGAUUACUAUGCACCAGGUAUGCUAAGUGAUUUCAUACAUUAUUCCAUUCAAUCCUCACAACAGUGCAUGUAAAAUAGGUAUUUUUUAGCUUCAUUUACAGAUAAGGAAAGUGAGGCUCAGAGAACUUAAAUCACUUUCCCAAGAUUCCCAUUUCUAGACUAUUGACUAACUACUCAUUGUACUAUUAACAUCCUCAUUUUACAAAGAGGGAAACUGAGGCUUAGGGAAUUUCAAGAAAAUAGGGGGAAGGGGCAGAGCUGUGACCCUGGACUGUCCCCUCUCAUGCUUUAUUCUUGCAAACCUAGAUGUCGAGCUUUUGGUGCCUUUUUCUCCUUUCUCCCAGUGCAGUUUCUCUUCUUGCAAAACGACCACGUUUCCUAGAGCUCCCUCUCUGCGGUGCUCAGAAACUAUCUGCACGAUUUGAGCACUUAGAGGAGGGAGUGGGGACCAAGGACAUGGGACACUGCUGGAGGGACACUUCCAACUGCUCCUUCUUGGGCCCACAGAGAAUUGAGGAAGUGUCCAUCCAAGGGGCAGCUUAACCCCUAGGGGUGCCCCUCUGCUAGAGGGUCACAGCCCCUGAAAGCCUUUGGAAGUUGAAUCCAAGAGUGAUUGACAGAACAGCCUUUUAAUGAAUCCUCCCUAUGGGUAACUACCUGGGUAAGCAGAAGCCUUUUUUUUUUUUAUAACAUGGAAAGAAUGUUCUCAAGUAAUUUAAUUUCCCUUUCCCCACCGGCCAGACAUCCUUUGCAAAAGUUAUUUUUUAAAAAUAUGUAACUCCUGGCUUUUCUGAUUUGUAAGAGGGAAGGAUGAUGGGGGAGGGGAGUAGAGAGUGAGAAAAUGAAGGGCUUCUUUUCACUUCUUGCAAUACCUAAGAAGUUGUGCCUUUAUUAUUAAAUGCACUUAAUUAUAGGCCACUCCAAGCUAUUCCCAGGCCCUUCUUAGGGCCAGGACGUUAUAAUAAACGCAUUGUGUGCCUCGGGGGGGGGGGUUCCAGAGAAAGGCAGCUAAAUCCGUCCUCAGGGAGCCCGUGUAAUGCUGAGAGGGUUCAUUGUGAUCCCCGGCAGCCAGGAGGAGUGAAUGCCAUGAAUCGUCUCAGUAGAGGAUGCGUUUUCCCCCUGGAGUUCUUUGUGUGCUCCAGCAGAAUGACCUCAUCACAUACAGGCAGCUCAAGCACAGCCACAAGAAGAGGGUGAGAGCAGGCAUACCAGAGCCCAGCACAUGUUUGGAAUGAAUCAUUUAAUUCUUUACAUUACACCCUUUCCUGUGAGCCAUGAGCAGGAGAAAUCCAUGAAUGCCAGAAAGGUUUACUCUAAACAAACUUCCAGGCUUUGAGAGCCAUGUAGAAGUGGUUUUCCGUGGGGAGCAUUGACAGCGUCCCUGGAGGCAGCUCCGGAGGCUCCAAACCCUCCCUCCACCUGGUGCCUUCUCACGCCUGUCAGAUCAGCCAAAAUGAAAUUCCUCGGGGAACAGAGGAAAGAGAUAUGGGACCAGGGAGCAAGAGGCAUCCUCGCUUAUUUGUUGCGUUUCUAUUUGUUUCCUCCCAUCGCAAUUAUAAGAGAUAUUUCACAAGUCUAAGCUGAUACCUCAUGUGCCUAGACAGACAUUUUUUUCUGGAAUUGCAUCUAAGGAAUAGUCAAACGUCCAUUCGUAUUUAGUAAACUGUACGUCACUUCUUCAAGUUAUUAAGAAAUAAAAUGUCCCCUUUUUAAAAAUCAUUCCAACCACUAACAUAGAUGACUUUUUAAAAUACUAAUUGAAGGGUCUAAUUCACUACCAAUUUCUGGUCAGGGUUAUAUCAUAAAGUUCUUACCUGUUGCUUUUCCUUUACCUUUUUUCUAAGACUUGCUGUGGCCAAAGUACUACGGGUCAUGGAAAGGAAUUCCGAAGUUCCAUCUUGUAGUGGGAGGAUUUCCAAACUCUGGGUAGAAUUAGUCAGUAGGAAGGAAGUUCUCAAUGCUGCUCGGCUGUUAACUACCUGUGCAGACUUGGGCUAGUCACUCGUGGGCCUCAAUUGCUUCAUCUCUGAAUUAAAAGACUUGGACAAAAUGAUCUCUAACACUGAAGUCCCACGUUCCUUUAACUCCUACAGAACUGACUUUGUCCCUUGUAUGUCUUAGAGAGUCACAUCAUCUCAGUGUAUUUUUGUCCCAACCUCACACGCAUUUUAGCCCCUACUGUACAGAGAAUUUUGGCACGUAUAUCAAUCGCCGUAACAAAAGUGUGUUAUUGAAUGAAUAUGCAUUCUAAAAGCUACAUAAGCUUCAUUAGAAUUGGUCAAGAGGGCUUUUUCCCCCCAGCAGUUGGACAGAUAUUUCUGUUGGAUCAUGAUUCACAAGAUUUCUGCCCAUUGUCUCUUGCUUUGCAUUUUGCAGCCAUAAAAUAAAAUUCCAUGUCUGCUGAUCUGCACAGUGGGAUCAAAAAGGAUCAGGAAUUGGAAAACUACUGUGUGCUGAGAGCUGACCUUUGUGCCACAGCUGAACAAUGUACAAUUGUGUAUGUGGUUUUUUUUUUAAUUGUUAGAUCCUGUAAACAAAAAUCUCCUCCAGAGGAGAAAAAAAAUGCUUGCCAAGCAAACUCUCAAGAUGAGAGCGAUUGGACACUCUUUUUUUUUUUUUUUUUUUUUUUGAGACUAAACGCUAUCUGGGGCUUUCACCUUCAAACAGAGACAGCGUCUCUUCUGGCCCAGCCGUGCACAUUUGCUUUAGAAUGCCAGGGUUACAUAAUUUUAAAAUUGAGUGGCACUUGUGGUAUUUGGCCACUCAGAGCAAAGUAUAACACUCUUUUAAGGUGGCUUGGGUCCUUAAAAGGUGGCGAGAACAUCGUGUUCUGCUCUAAGAAAUCUCAGCAAGGGACCUGUCAGCUCUAAAAAGCAUGGACCACCACGCAUGGUCCCCCCAUCCCGCCCUCUGCAGGCACCAAAGGCACCCUGACCCUUCAUUCUUCUCACGGGCUUCAGUGAAAGGGUUUGGAACUGCCAGCUCUUCCCCUAUAGGAACAACUGAACGAUUUGUCAAUAAACCCUGACUCCAAAGAUGGUAGGUAUGACCCCAGAGGAGUUCCAGAAUAUAAGGAUUUAUUGAAAUUACGUGCAGCUCUGAAGCAUUAGUAACAGUAACUGGAGCUUGACCUGGAAAUGGAAGGAAACUGUCUGUCUGAAUUUCCCAAAGCGAGUGUGUCUGUCAUGCCGGCCGGAAUGUGGAGAGAGAGUAAUGAACCUGUCAAGAGUCCUUUGUGUAAUUGGUCUCAUGAUACCAUACUUGAAGCCUUAUUCGUUGAAACUUGAAGAAAAAUAAAGUGUAUUUACUCAGACCUGA
This is a messenger RNA of Globicephala melas (long-finned pilot whale), 11955 nucleotides long. The record is from RefSeq and is a predicted model, not a curated record. NCBI's taxonomy places the organism in Eukaryota, Metazoa, Chordata, Mammalia, Artiodactyla, Delphinidae.